Oreochromis niloticus (Nile tilapia) is the source of this 2401-nucleotide messenger RNA. RefSeq names its product poly [ADP-ribose] polymerase 14-like. Gene Ontology annotation, cellular component: nucleus; cytoplasm. The transcript has 8 exons. Gene Ontology annotation, biological process: negative regulation of gene expression; protein poly-ADP-ribosylation. The coding region runs from base 255 to 1781 and encodes 508 amino acids. The record is from RefSeq and is a predicted model, not a curated record. Gene Ontology annotation, molecular function: NAD+ poly-ADP-ribosyltransferase activity; transcription corepressor activity. NCBI's taxonomy places the organism in Eukaryota, Metazoa, Chordata, Actinopteri, Cichliformes, Cichlidae.
AAAUGCUAACAAAUAGUUAGCAUAUAUAUUACUAUUUGUUAACCAACUGUGCAACUUGCCCUAAACUUUACAGUAGCAAAAUUCGGCAUGAUACUUACAAAAUAGACAGUUAUGUAAAGUUUGCUGGAGUAUGCAAAGACAUCUUAACUGUAGCUGGACCUGAGGUAGAAGCUGAACUGAAAGCAGCAAAAGUGAAUCGAGGAGAAAUUUUCGUGACCCAGUCUGGAAACUUUCCCUGUAAAGCUAUUUUUCACAUGUAUGGAGAAAUGCGUGAAGCUCUCAUUGAACAACUUGUGUGUGAUAUCAUUUACUAUUGUGAAUCGUAUAAAUACAGCUCUGUGGCAAUUCCUGCCAUCUGUGCUGGAACUGGGGGGUUGGAUCCUGCUAUUGUAGCAGGUGCCAUUCUUCGAGGGAUCAAGUCAUCUGCAUCAUUCACGACCAGCCUCACCGACAUCCGCCUCAUCCUGAUUAAGAUCGAUGUCUUCUUGGCUUUUAAAGAGAAAGCGAUGCAGAUGUAUUCCUCAGCUGUCAUCAACAGAGUACUUCCAGUGCUUCCAGUACUUCCAGUUCAAGUACAGCAACAACAGCCUCCUCAUUCUGUGAGUGCAUACCUCAGCAGUCUCCAUAUCAGCUCCACAAGUCAGCAGUCUGUCUUCACGUUCCUGGGUCUUUCCAAAAAGGACGUUAACGAUGCCAUGGAAAAGCUGAAGCAUCAAUAUCAGACACAGUGCUCCAGUAACACUUUCUCAAAGGAGGAACUGGAACCCCUCAGCCAGGAUGACAUGAUGGAGCUGAAGGAACUGGUGGAGGCUGAGGGUUUAUUCAUGCAAACUGAUCAGUCUGGCACCCUAACAGUGAGCGGGCUAAAAGACGGGGUCAUGCGGGUAAUGCAGAAAAUGAGUCAGUGUCAGAACAUAAACUUCACUAGAGAGGUGAGAGUCAGAGAGGAGGAGGAAUUGUACCUCCGAGUUGUUUGGUGCAUCCUGGCACAUAACGGUAACUGGGAAAGAAUUCCCAGAACAGCCAAUCACCAACUGGAAAACAACAAAUUAACAGAAGGAAUAACAGAUGCCCAGGGACUCACAUGGGAGGUUAAUCUACAGACAAUGGUGGCCACACAACCACUGAGCAGACAGACAACGAAGCUGAAACGACUUGAGAAUCUCCCAGACUUUACUUUCCCUCUGUACUGGGACAGCAUGGCUGCAAGUGAGAGUAUGAAGGUUAUUCCUCUGGAUCCUUCCUCUCCAGAGUACCAGACAGUGAAGGUGGCCUUCAAACGAACUGUCACCAAAACUGUGAUGAAGAUUGAGCGUUUGCAGAAUGUUCACCUGCGGCGCACCUAUGAAGCACAGAAGAAGCACAUUUCUGAUAAGAAUGCACGGGAGGGAGGAGCAGGGGAGAAACUUCUGUACCAUGGGACGACCCAGGAAAACUGCAACUCCAUAAUGAAAACUGGAUUCAACAGGCGCUUUGCUGGGCAAAAUGCAACUUCAUACGGUCGCGGGACCUACUUUGCUGUAGAUGCCAACUACUCAGCCAAACCCACCUACUCCAAGCCAGCUGCUGAUGGUUCUCAGUUAAUGUUCGUUGCCCGAGUCCUCACAGGCGUCUACACUCAGGGCCAAAGUGAUAUGAUGGUGCCUCCACCUCGAAACCCCCAGCAGCCUCACGACCGUUACGACAGUGUGGUAGACAGAAUGGAUAACCCCAGCAUGUAUGUUGUGUUCCAUGACAACCAAGCGUACCCCGACUACCUCAUCACAUUCAAGGGAGAGUAAAGGAAAAGUGUUUUCCACUGCUGACAAAUGAAGGUGUCUGAAAACCCCAAGAAGAAAAACAUAAAACUUAUAUAUGCACAUUUCACACUACAAACAAUUAUAUUUAAUGAAAUUACGAGAUUAUUUCUUAAGUAUUGAAUUGUGUCUGAUUUUAAGCUUAAUUACCGACCUGUUGCUGUUGGGGUGCCUGGGUCGUCGACCCAGUGUUUAACUACAUUUCUUUAUUAAUUCUUAGGUUUUGGUUGUUAUUUCCGUGUUCCCUUUGUAGUGUCUAUGGUUCCAGUGUCUGCCUGUGAGUCUGUGUAUAUAAGUUCAGUCUGUUAUGUUUCCUGGUUUACUUUGAAAGCCUGUGUCCUAGGUUAAUGUAUUGAGUUUUGCUUCCCUUUAGUCUCGUCAUGUAUGAUUUGUCCCAGCUAUGUGCCAGCUUCUGUCUCUCAUUCCCUGAUUGCUCCCUCUGUGUAUUUUAGCCCUGUGUUUCUCUGUGUCAGUGUCGCGAUCUACCAUCAAGCUGUGUGUUCCGUACUUCUGCCUGCCAGUUUAGUUUUCUGUGUUUCCAGUUUAGCCAGUUUUCUGUUUUGUCAUUUAGAAAUAAAUCAUUGUUUUGAGUCUGCACUUUUGGG